Messenger RNA from Fundulus heteroclitus (mummichog), 2982 nucleotides. RefSeq names its product proline rich 16 (gene prr16). The transcript is spliced from 3 exons. Gene Ontology annotation, biological process: positive regulation of translation; positive regulation of cell size. Bases 683 to 1690 code for a protein of 335 amino acids. The record is from RefSeq and is a predicted model, not a curated record. Lineage: Eukaryota; Metazoa; Chordata; Actinopteri; Cyprinodontiformes; Fundulidae.
GGCUGCUCUCCCCAGACUCUCCAAGGAGGCAGAGAUGGAAACAGGAUGAACCUGGCGGCAGGAAACUGCCCCCGGGGUGUCGUUGCCCACUGGCAUCAAUACCAGAUCCGACUAUUUUGGGGACGGAGGUAGAGAGAUUUCCUAUUUUCGUGUCGCUGCUGGAGGAUUAUGGACCCUGGCUGUAACGGUUUGGAUAGCUGUCGACUUGUUUCUUACCGGCUCUGCUACCGCGUUUUUAUUUAUUUUUUAUAUUAUUAUUAUUGCCAUAUUGCCCAUAUUCAUAUUAUGUCAAAAUGUUAAACUGUAGGCUUUUGCGCCGUCGUUGAAGAUGUCUCGUGGCGUCGUGCUUCGCCUCCGUCGGACGCAGGUGCGUUUAGAUUCACAGAGCCGUGGCCGCGCGCCUCUCAAACACCACGCCGCCGCGAUAUUCCGACAGCCGUUAUAGUUCGCGUCUCGCUCUACUGCGCAUGCCCCGUGUGAGCUCCAGAAUGCUGCUCCGACGCCACUCCGCUUCGUCCUGGCCGCGAUGUAGCAGCAGCAGCACCAGAGGCAGCAGCAGCGGCGUUGGGAAGUGGAGAGGAGCGGAGGACUGAAUGAAGGGAAAAACUGGCAAAAGUGGCUCCACCAAAGGAUUUGACCCGAGAUCCUUCGCGAAACCGACAACAGUGCCACGAAGUGAAGGAUGUCAGGGGCACCACAUGCGGAGGCUGAAGCAGGGGUUGUCUCCAAAGUAAAAGUGAAAAAGGAGAUCAAGACAAUCGUGGAGAAUUUGGAGACCAUCCUUGGGGACCUGAAGGAUGUGGCAAAGGAGCUCAAAGAGGUUGUUCACGACAUCGACACCCUGACUGGAGACCUGCAGUUAGAGGAGGACGGACUGACCGACAGCUCGAAGACUGACACGCUCAACUCCAGCUCCAGCUCCACCACCACCACAACAACCGCGUCCAGCCUAGAGAAGAUGAAGCUCUUCCCAGAGGACUGCAUCUUCAAGACACAGGUGCCCAUGAGUCCGGUACCCAUCCAUCAACAUGCAGUUCUGACAGUGCUCAAGAAACCGCAUCCUCCCCUGCCACCGCCGAGACACACCACGCUGAGAGCCGAGGAACACAACGUCAAGAAUCUGCCUCACCCGACUCUGGUCUUAUCAGGGAAUAUAUCCAAGGCUAACGGGUCCAUGCUGAGGAACGGCGGGGUUUUCCCUCUGAAACCGAACAAGGAUUUAUUCUCCUCCACACCGUGCUUCAUCUCGGGCGAGAGCGAGAUGCAAGAAGCGGGUCUGGUUCCCACGUUGCCCAGGCCGAUGCCGCUUCUCCGGCACGAGAAAAACAAAUGCCCCAAGGCCCCCGGGAGGGAGCACCGCGAGAGAGAGCGGGUGCGUUUCAGCGAGAAGGUCCAGUACCACGGCUACUGCCCGGACUGUGAUCUCCAGUACGACGUAGACGACGCAGAACUCCACUUACAGGCCGAGCUAAGCGACCUACGGCUCAGCCCGGUGCACUGCUGCUCUUCCUCCCCUCCUCCUCCUUCUCACACGCACCCUCAUCCACUGAUGUUGGAAAAUGGAGGGCUCUCAGUCAGCCACAGUUUCCCUCCGACGACACACACCCCACCACCUUGUGUGCCCCCUCACACGCCCUCCCUAAAGCCCCAUAAAACAAUCCUACGCAAAUCAACCACCACCACGGUUUGACCCUCGUUAGGUUUCGACUUAAACAUUGUUGGAAAUAAAAGUCCCAGUGUUUUCUACUCCAGCUGAACUUUGGAUAAUCCAAACAAGGAGAGGGGAGGGGGUUGGAAACGGAAAACCAGAAAGGUGGAUAACGUGAGGAGGAAUGGCGAGAAGGGCAUCACCACCGGAGCUGAGAUGUAAAACAGCAAGAUCGGGGAGGGCCCAUUGAGAUGCUCGAGCUCUGAGAGGAGUGGAUGCCGGCUUCACACAAUAAUCGACCCGAGUUGAUCAGGGAGGAGGGAGCCGGAGCUGAACCCAAACACCAGCCUUCUAGUGCUUGAAAGUGCUAAUGGCUCCGAAAACUGACAGGAGACAAUAUCCUCUUCUGAGCAUGAAACAACCUUCAGGCGGCAGCUGUGCAGGUGGAAAAAAACAAAAAAAAACAAAGCAAAACAUUACUGUCGAAAAGCAAGGCAGAGCAAGAAGGCCGGCCACUGUUAUUGACGCGUGUGUUCAAAAAGAGCGGCUGGAUUAAAGGUCCGAAUGCUGCCGAAUCCCAGCUUUUAAAAAGUAAUCAGGAGAAUUUGGAUGAAGAUAUGGGUUGAAAUGAUGUCAGUCGGUGUUUUGAUUGAUGCCUACUCAGACUUCUGCUCUGUACACACUCAGAUGGAAAUCAAUAGCUCCACUCAGCCGAUGGAAUUUGCCUUUAAAGAAUCGUAAUUGCGCGCGGAUUGCGCCCGUCAGGCCCGCCGCGUGAAGAAAAAGCGGCUCCGCUUGACUGCAGAUGAGAAGAAAGCGGUGUUAUGUCAGUAUGUGCCAUGUCCCCACCGUGGACUGUUUCUGUUGGGGCCGACGUUUGGAAAACGAAUCGCGAUGUGGUCACUGAUCUGUGUCUAGCUGUUAACGUUCAUCGUUUAAGUGUUUGCCCAGCUGGUGCCAUGCGUCCAUGCGUACUCCCAGCGGUUAAAACCGCGGAGAGGUUCAGUCCAGUGUGGCAAAUUACAGCUUUACAGGAUCGAUGGGGGGAGGUGACAAUUUGCAUCAAAUUUUAUUUGUAUACAAAUAUACAUGUACAUGUUUGAUAUCUAUAUAUUUCAGGCAUUGUUUUUUCUACAGAGACUUUUAACAUUAAAAAAAAAAGAAGAAGAUAUUUUUGAUAUUAUGUUGGACGACAGAGGUUUAUAGACAAAGUGAGACAUUCCCUCAUGUAGUACUUUUUCCUGAAGGGCAGAAGAAGCACUGUAAAAACGGAUCUAAAAAUAAGUAAAAUGUUCUUAAAGUUAGAUAAUAUUAUCUGCCAAUGGAAUGAGUAU